Gallus gallus (chicken) is the source of this 11765-nucleotide messenger RNA. It is a transcript of the gene PTPN13, whose product is annotated as protein tyrosine phosphatase, non-receptor type 13. Gene Ontology annotation, biological process: peptidyl-tyrosine dephosphorylation. The transcript is spliced from 48 exons. Gene Ontology annotation, molecular function: phosphatidylinositol 3-kinase regulatory subunit binding; protein tyrosine phosphatase activity. Bases 3475 to 11034 code for a protein of 2519 amino acids. Gene Ontology annotation, cellular component: cytoskeleton; nucleus; cytoplasm. Lineage: Eukaryota; Metazoa; Chordata; Aves; Galliformes; Phasianidae. The record is from RefSeq and is a predicted model, not a curated record.
GCCGUGCGGGAGAGGAGAGCGCCGGGGCGGGCGGCGAUGGUGCUGCAUGCUGACGGCCGCCCCGCGCUCCUCCAUAGGCGGCGGCCACGGAGGUCCUGAGGCGGCGGUGAGCGGGGCCGGGGGGCGGCGAGGCCGGGCACGUCGCUGCGGUGCGCGGGGAGGGGGAGAGACCGGGCCGGGAGCGCGGAGGAUGGAGGGGCCUCCGGAUCUCCACCGGGCCGGUACGGAGCGGGCGGAGCUGGGGGCCCGGGGCCGCCCGAGAGAAGGGCUCGCAGCCUCUCGCAGCGGGACGCUUUCACGCUUUCUGAACUCCUUCUGGUCGGUGAUGAGAACCAGCGUGGGUUUCGCCGGGUUUUUAUCUCCAGCAAUCGACACCUCCGCAAAGUGCGGGGUGAUUUCUCUCCUGUUGGAGGUUGUGUCACUCUCUCGAAAUUGCACGUUGAGAGCAACAAAGGCGGCGACUUCUUAGGAGCCGCCGGGAGCUGCUCGGUUCCCCUCCUGGGUAGUGGGGAAACGACUGGAACCGGUUUGCUUCCGUGGGUGCGAUGCGAAGUGGAUGUGAGACGUGAAACUGCGGGGUUGGGUGCGGGUAUCUGUGGGGUUGGGCGUGGGGAUCUGCGUGGGAGGAGAGAGCCUGAGCGUGGGGCUGGGAAGGAGCGUGAUGGGGUCCUGCCGCCUCUCCGGCGGGAUGGAAUGUGUUUGGUGAGAUGAGGUCCAAGGACCGGGCUGCUCCUGGGGGCUGAGCCUGUCGUGCUCAGGUUGUGCCCCUCCUGCCUGCACCUGUCUGCCAUAAUGUGACCCCAGUUACAGCAUCACAGAAUUAUAGGGGUCAGAAGGGACACCUAGAGAUCACUGAGUCCAACCCCCCUGCCGAAGCAGGCUCCCUACAGCAGGUUGCACAGGUGGGCAUCCAGGCGGGACUUGAACGUCUCCAGAGAAGUUAGCUCUCAAGAGUUGGAUUCAGCUGGGACAAAAGCACAGCUGGGAGAACAUUAGCAGUGGGUUGGUUCUUGUGCAAGAAAUACUGAUGAGGAAAGAGUCAAUCUGCUCUUAGAUCUUUUGUUUGGCAGUAUGUUACAGUGUUACAGCAGAUUCUGCCACCACUCCUCUUGCUAUCAGACACACCUGUCUGUGCAGCUUGUACACCGGGUGUUUGUGCUUCAUCGGAAGAACCUCUCCUCCCAUCAACAAGAAUGUCCAUCUAGUGCAGCCCUUAAAUGUAAGCAGUAUAAUCAUAGAGUCAUUGAGAUUGGAAAAGGACACUAAGACCAUGAAGUCCAACCAUCCCUACCAUGCCCACUAACCAUGUCCCUCAGUGCCACAUCCACACAGUUCUUGAACACUUCCAGGGAUGGUGACUCCGCCACCUCCCUGGGCAGCCCAUUCCAAUACCUUACUGCUCUUUCUAAGAUGUUCUUCCUAACCCUAAUCCAACCUGAACCUCCCCUAGCACAACUUAAAGCCAUUCCCUCUCAUCCUAUUGCUGUUACCUGGGAGAGGAGUCUGACUCUCACCUCUCCACAGCCUCCCUUCAGGGCAUUGUAGAGAGCAAUAAGGUCUCCCAUGAGCUUUGGGGACUGAUUCUUGCAAUGUGCCUCUGCGUGGCAGUUCAGGCCAACAACAAUCCAAGGCACUGGAGAGUUUGCAUUCACGUUUCAGCUUCUCUAGAAUGAGCUGCGGUUUUUUUAGUUAAAGGUAUUGCAUUUGCCAGUUCAGUGGGAAGGAAGGUGUUGUGUUUGACCACUUUGCUUUGCUGUUUUUACUUUAAAGUGGGAUUUGUCAGCCAAGCGGUUCCUGUAAGUAUGGGUUAAGUACAGCAUUGAAGGGCUGCAAGUUGAAAUGCAGUCUUUAUCUGUUUGCUUCCUAGGGAGUUCAGCAAAGCAAGGAUGUUAACGUUCACAUGUGGAACAAGAGACAGUUCUGACAUAAACUGGCACACAGCUAUUUUCCUCUCAAAUGAAUGUGGGUCUGAGCAAUAAUAAUUAGCAGUUUGGUAGCACAGUAAAUCUUUCAAGUGCCUUCAAAUCAUAAUCAGCCAACCCUAAUAGCACGCUGCUCCUGCAGGAGAGGUAAUUAGACAGAUAAAAUGAGACUGGGCAGCCUCUGAAACAGAGCUGAUUGUUGAAGUGACAGUCACCAAAACAAAGCUCUGCUUUAUCACUGAACCUCUGAGAGCUGCUGUACAUUAAACACUGCCUCAAAUAUUUGUAUGUUGAAAUAGUGACCAAUAAGGCCCAGAGGGGCCUGGCUGCUACAGGCACCCUUGUUGGAGCUCUCUACAGUUAGGGGACCUUGGUCUGGAGAGUCUCUGGUGGUUGUUCCGCAGCACCUAUCAGAACAUAAUAGUUUGGGCAGGUGUGGCAUCAGCUCCUUGGGGGAAAUGGUUUUCACUGGAAGAGCCUUCCAGUUUACUCAUGUAACAAGCCUAGAACUUUAUGCUGUUGAUGGUACUCUAAAACUGAAAGUGAUUUCACCAGCACAUUGUUAAGCCUGGGAACACGUAAGCAUUGGUCUGCCUGCCACGUUUUAGACAUUGUAGAGAAAAUGUUGUUUAACAGUUUUGUAGUUUUAAAAUGAACCAGUCGGUGAACCAGAGUUCUGGGAUAGCAUGUCACGGUGCAGGGAAUAUCUGUAAGCGGUUGCCCUGAGCUGUCGCAUUCCGUGGGACAAGCGUGGAUGGAAAGCCAUGAAUACCAGAAUAAGUUAAUGUUGUGUGUCGCCAGUUAGCUGUUAAUGAAAUCUGUGCAUCUGUAAAGUAGGGUGGAACUCCUGAAAGAAGUGGUUCCCAGCCCCACCUCCUCCUCAGGUGCAGAGGAGGAAGCUGACGCUUAUGGAUGGGAAGGGCUGGAGAAGACUCUUUGGUGCUGUUUUUGUUUUGUCCAGGUUUCUCUUUCUACUAUGCCACUUAAAUACGUGGUGAGCAGGUAGGCAUAUUCCUUGUGCAUCAUUAUCUAUUAAAAUGCCUUCAUAAAAGGCAAUUGAGUGCCUGCCUUGGGACAAUGAUAUGUCCUGUGAAUUUGAAAUCCAAUUGCCAGGAUAGGGAUCUGCUAUGCUUAGCUUAUGAAACUUCUUAGGAGGAAUAACAGGUGAGAAAACUUUGUUCUCAGGGUUUCAUCUGUUGUUCCUCAUCUUUUAUGUGUAAAUUUACAACGUCAUGUCAGCACACCACAGAAAUUCAGUGAGAAAUAAUUGGAGGACUACAGGAGACAUAGUGUUAAAGCUGCCGAUAUUUGAUUGCUGAUAUUUGAAGGCUAUACUUUUUCAGGUCAUUCAGUGUCAUUAAGGGUUUGUAGAUGAUACUGUAAUGUCAGGUUUAAUACUGGAUGUUGUGUCAGCGCAUUGUUCCUGUUGGAACCAGUUUAUAGUCAGAUGAGUGAGGAAGGAGGUAAAGCUGCCCUCCCCUUUCCAAGUGCCCCAUUUCCAAGCUAGAAGUGAAGCACAGAGGGAGAAAUGUGGAAACAGUGAAAAGAUAACAUGCAUGUGUCACUGGCUGAGGCUCUGGAGGUUCGGGGAGGGCCACUGCAAGAAGAAGAGAUAUGGGCUAUUUUGAAUCAAAGCGCAGAGAGCCUUCAAGAGCUCUUCAGAAAGGCUGAUCCUGCUGCCCUGGGAUUCAUCAUUUCUCCGUGGUCUCUCCUCUUGCUUCCAUCCGGCAGUGUAUCAUUUACUGAUGACAAUGUUUCCCACCAAGACCUGCGGGCAUUCACAGCACCAGAGGUUCUACAGAACCAGUCCCUGUCAUCUCUCUCAGAUGUUGAGAAGGUCCAUAUUUAUUCUCUUGGUAUGACGCUCUUCUGGGGAGCUGACCAUGAAGUUCCUCAAAGCCAACCUAUCAAGCUUGGAGAUCAUCUCAACAGCAUCCUCCUUGGUAUGUGUGAAGACGUCAUUUAUGCCCGAGUAUCUGUACGGACCGUUCUGGAUGCCUGCAGUGCUCACGUCAGGAACAGUAACUGUGCCCCAUCUUUUUCAUAUGUGAAGCAGUUAGUAAGACUGGUCUUGGGAAGCCUGUCUGGGAUGGAUCAGCUUUCUUGCAAUGGAGAUAAAAAAUUGCAGCCAGACAGGAGCCAGGCAAUUCGGGAGAGGCUGAGGGGAAAAGGACUGCCCACAGGAAAAGCCUCAGUGGUUGAUGCACGUGACGAACACAAGACUAAUUUCUCUCAACAGACAAUGCUUAACAAAGGGCUUAGCAAGUCGAUGGGAUUUCUGGCCAUGAGAGGAACACAAGGCGAAGAGGAAUUUUUCCAGGGCAUUUCUUCAGAUUACAACUCAGGACAGGAAGAUUCUUUCUAUCCUUACAGAUGUAAAACCAAUGAGUUUGAAAACAAAGGUCACCUCCAUACAGAUGCAGCUCCCAAGCGGAAGGUAUGGGCUUCCUCCACAGACUUGCUUUGCACGACCAACAGAGCAACUGAAAGGGACCAUGCUUCAGACUCUCACAGGCACAGUCAUCAGUGUGAGACCUUCGCGGUACGGACUUCUACUAUGACCAGAAACAAAGAGGCUAGAUACUCUGAUGGGAGCAUAGCACUGGAUAUCUUUGGACCUCAGAAAGUGGACCAAACGUGCCACGUGCCUGAGACAUCAACUUCUGCAGCAAUAUCGAGUGCCUUUGACAGGAUAAGGGAGAGACAGAAGAAGUUGCAGCUCCUGAGGGAAGCCAUGAGUGUAGAAGAGCCUCUGAGAAGGUACAAAUCAUACCACAGCGAUGUUUACAGUACUUCGAGUGAAAGUCCAUCCAUUAUUUCUUCAGAAGCAGAUUUCAGGCAAGUGAGAAGAAAUGAAGGAUUCAAGAGAGAUGAUGCCAGUGGUGCUUUGCCAGGUGCUGAUGAUAUCUCCACAUCAAGUCAAGCUCAUUCUCAGAGGGCAAGCAGGCAGCAUGAAGCACCAUUUGAAGGCAAUCUCGUCAGUCAAGAAGCAAUGCUAAAGCGCCAGGAAGAAGAAAUGCUACAGCUGCAGGCUCGCAUGGCUCUCAGGCAGUCCCGGCCCAACCUCUACUCUGGAGAUGCAAUCCGGUCCUCUAUGCUGGAUAUCACAAGAGAUCCACUCAGAGAAAUAGCCCUGGAAACAGCCAUGACUCAAAGGAAACUGAGGAAUUUCUUUGGCCCUGAGUUUGUGAAAAUGACGAUUGAACCAUUCGUCUCCUUGGAUCUGCCAAAGUCUAUCUUGACGAAGAAAGGGAAGAAUGAUGAUACAAGGAGGAAAGUCAGUGUGAUGCUUCUAAGUGGACAGAAGCUGGAGCUGACCUGUGACACCAAAACAGUUUGCAAAGAUGUCUUUGAUAUGGUUGUUGCCCAUAUUGGCUUAGUGGAGCAUCACUUAUUUGGACUGGCUAGUUUAAGAGACAAUGAAUUUUUCUUCGUUGAUCCUGACAUAAAGCUGAGCAAAGUAGCUCCAGAAGGAUGGAAAGAAGAGUCGAAGAAAAAGAACAAGCCCCCUGUCAACUUCACGCUGUUUUUUCGCAUCAAGUUUUUUGUGGAUGAUGUCAGUCUUAUACAGCAUACUCUCACUUGUCACCAGUAUUACCUGCAGCUGCGGAAGGAUAUCCUGGAAGACAGGAUGCACUGUGAUGAUGAGACAGCCUUAUUGUUAGCAUCCCUGGCUCUUCAAGCUGAGUAUGGAGAUUACCAGGCAGAGGUGCACGGCAUGUCGUAUUUCAGACUAGAACACUAUGUCCCAGCUAGAGUGAUGGAGAAACUGGAUACAUCCUACAUCAAGGAAGAGUUGCCAAAGUUGCAUAGCACUUACGUGGGUGCUUCUGAAAAAGAGAUAGAAUUAGAAUUCUUGAAGCUGUGUCAGAGGCUCACAGAGUAUGGCGUUCACCUUCAUCACGUGUUACCUGAGAAGAGAUCCCAGACAGGCAUCCUGCUGGGGGUGUGCUCCAGAGGAGUCGUUAUCUUCGAGGUUCACAAUGGUGCCCGCACUCCUGUGCUGCGCUUCCCAUGGAGAGAGACAAAAAAAAUUUCCUUCAGUAAGAAGAAAAUAACGUUGCAAAACACAUCGGAUGGUAUCAAGCAUUCCUUUCAGACUGACAACAGUAAAACCUGUCAGUACCUUUUGCAUCUCUGCUCUUCCCAACAUAAGUUCCAGCUGCAGAUGAGAACCAGGCAGAGCAACCAGGACACUCAGGACAUUGAGCGAGCUUCCUUUAGGAGCCUGAACAUCCAUGCGGAGUCAGUGAAAGGCUUUGGCAUGGGGCGGGCCAUCAGCACGGGCAGCCUGGCCAGCAGCACACUGAACCGCCUUGCAGUGCGCCCUCUAUCUGUGCAGGCGGAGAUCCUGAAGCGACUAUCCUGCUCUGAGCUCUCGCUCUUCCAACCACCCCCUGGCUCUUCAAAGGACAAGAAUGUAAAGACUUCGUGGGAGGAAAGACCCAGGGUGAUUAGCAAAUCGUUCCAUGAUCUGAGCCAGAGCCAUAUCUCAGUUUACCCUCCGAGGAAGAAUGUUAUCUCAGCUUUGGACUCUUCCUCCCAGAAAAUAGAGGACUUAAUGGGAAGGGUCUUUCAGCGAAUGCCAAAAUUUGAUACUGGAUCAGCAGCAGGAGCAUUAAAACUGAACAAUUCAAAAUCUCAUGCAGGUUUAAGUAGAAGUCCUGAAAGAAAGAAAAAUGAAUCGGACUCAUCAUCCAUGGAAGAUACCGGGCAAGCCUAUGUUGUAGGUGUUAGCAUGAGUAGCUCUGGAAAUCUUCCAUCAUCAACACCAUUAAAAGAGAGCAGUGACUCUCUGCAAACAACACAGAGCAGAGUUUCCUCACCAGAAAGAGAGAUCACUUUGGUGAACCUGAAAAAGGAUGAAAAAAUGGGCUUGGGCUUUCAGAUAGUUGGUGGAGAGAAGACGGGAAAACUUGAUCUGGGAAUUUUCAUUCACUCAGUUACUCCUGGAGGGCCAGCUGAUGUGGAAGGAUCUCUGAAACCAGGACACCGACUGAUAUCUGUGAACAGCACAAGUUUGGAGGGCGUCAGCCACCACACAGCAUUAGAGAUUAUAGAGGAUGCACCUGAGGAUGUAACGCUCGUUAUCUCUCAGCCCAAGGAAAAGCCAUCCAAAGCAUCGUGCAGCACCUCACACCUCACUAAUGGAACCAGGACCUAUGUAAGAAGACCAUCAUCAGUGCAGGACAAUGAAGCAGAGUCCUCUUCGGAGGAGCCUAGCAGGUCCCGUGCUCAUCAGAGAGCUGUUACAGGCAGUGUAUCUGCCUUGUCAGGAGGCAGGCGGGAUGGGAGUGUGAGCUCCCAGGACUCCAGGACUGAGAGUGCCAGCCUGUCCCAGAGCCAGACAGCCAGCUGCUUUGGCAGACGUGCUAGUGGCAGAUCCCAGCAAGAUCCGCAGAAGUACUCUGACUCCCAGUCCGGGGUUUUGAAAACUAAUGAGAAGAGAAGGUCGUCAUCGGACAGUACUCGAGCCAAAAUGAAAAGGUCGGGAGUUGUGGAGUCCGUGGAGUAUUCUGACCGAGGAGAUUCUGACAUGGAUGAAGCAACUUACUCCAGCAGUCAGGAGCAGCAGGUUGCUCAAAAGGAAUCUUCCUCAACAAAUACAGCCGACAAAAUGAAUUCUAAAAAGGUUUCUGCAGAACUUCUUAAACCUGGAGAUAUCUUUGAGGUUGAACUAGCCAAAAAAGAUAACGGCUUGGGAAUAAGUGUCACGGUACUGUUUGACAAGGGUGGUGUAAACACAAGUAUAAAGCACGGUGGUAUUUAUGUGAAAGCAGUUAUUCCAAAAGGAGCAGCUGAAGAAGAUGGCAAAAUAGAAAAAGGUGACCGUGUGCUUUCUGUCAACGGGGUUAGUUUGGAAGGUGCUACUCAUAAACAAGCUGUGGAAAUGCUGAGAAACACUGGGCAGGUGGUGCAUCUGCUGUUGGAAAAAGGACAGCUUUCGGUGACAAAGGCUCAUGCUCCAGUAACACCACAGUGCACGCCUCCGAAUCUGGCGGGGCCAUGUGAGCCUCAGGAGAAACCAGCAAUAAGAGCUACAAACACCAAAGACUACAGCUUUGUCACUGCAGAGAACACAUUUGAGGUAAAGCUGCUGAAGAACAGCUCAGGUCUCGGGUUCAGCUUCUGCCGUGAGGAUAAUCCUACUCCGGAGCAGCUGGGCUCAACCAUUGUGAGGGUGAAGAAGCUCUUCCCUGGGCAACCUGCUGCAGAGAGUGGGCAGAUAGACAUUGGGGACGUCAUUCUCAAAGUGAAUGGGGCAUCGCUCAAGGGUUUAUCCCAGCAGGAAGUCAUCUCUGCACUGAGGGGAACGUCUCCAGAAGUCUCUCUUCUCCUUUGUCGGCCACCGCCUGGUAUACUGCCAGACAUCGAUCCUGCUUUGUUGACUCCCAUCACUUCACCCCUACAAGUGUUUCCAGAUGUCAACAGAGAAGUUUCUGGUCCAUCAAAGGAAGAACAGGGUGACAGCUCAGAUGAAAAUGAAACCACUGAUUUGAGCAAGAGAAGACUGAAGUCUCCCUCUAGGAGAGACAGCUACAGUGACAGCAGCAGGAGUGGCGAUGAGGAGACGAUGGACUCACUGGCACAGUUGGGCCAGAGCUGGAAUUCUGCCCUCUGCCAGCCUCCAGAUGAAGCUGUGACACAGGCACACAGCCAGCACGAGGCACACAGUGCUCAGGGCGGUGCUCUUCGCACCAUCUUGUAUUCUGCGCGUGAGACUCCUAGCAGGUCAGAGCUUGAGGACAGCACUCUGCUGUUGGAUUUGACGUCAAUCCCACCCUGUAGAACCAUUCCUGAAGUUACCACAUCUGCUUUAAUAAACAGCUGUUAUGCUACUUCUGAGCUGCCUCCACGCCUGGAAGGAGUGGCCUCACUACUCAGCCAGCUGGAAAAAAGUGCUGAAGAAUAUGAACCGGAAGUAGAACUCCAGGUCACCAUGACCAAGUCUGAAAAGGGCAGCCUGGGCUUUACAGUGACCAAAGGGAACGAUAACGUGGGCUGCUACAUUCAUGACAUUGUUCAGGAUCCUGCCAAAAGUGAUGGGAGACUGCGACCUGGGGAUCGACUCAUAAAAGUGAACGACAUUGAUGUCACCAACAUGAGUCAUACAGAUGCAGUCAGCUUUCUCCGUGCUGCCCCAAAGACUGUCAGAUUGGUUCUAGGACGUGUGUUGGAGUUACCCAAGAUGCCAGUAUUACCUCACUUGCUGCCUGAUAUUACGCUAACGUGCCAUAAAGAGGAGCUAGGGCUGUUGUUAGCAGGAGGUCAUGACAGCAUUUACCAAGUUGUGUAUAUCAGUGACAUUCUCCCCAGAUCAGCUGCCGCCAGAGAGGAGAGUCUCCGUGCACUAGAUAUUAUCCAUUACAUUAAUGGGGUCAGCACACAAGGAAUGACACUGAAAGAAGCCAAAAGAACAUUGGAAACAUCCCUUCCUUGGGUCGUGCUCAAAGUGACCAGAGAUGGUCAUCCAGUACAUCCAAAACCCAGGAGCCCAGAUAGCUCAGAUUCAUGGUCAAAGAAAGCUAAUGGUUGCUCACAUGGUGAUCCCUGUGAUAAAACUGAAAAGACAACUGAUGCCUAUGGGCCCAAGGUCAAUGGCAACAGCAUCAUAGGACCUUCUCAUGCAAACACAGAAAAUAAUAUCCAUCAUACAAAGGGACAAAUGAAUCUCACGGGGUCUGGAGACGCCCCUUCGCUUGGCUUUGCUGCUCCGAUAUCAGAUGUUUCUAAACACAGUGACAAAUCAGAAGCAGAGGUUCCAGAUGAUGAAUAUUACGAUGAAGAUGAUCACAAUGAUGUAGUCCAGUAUCUGUUGGAUGUUGUAGAUGAGGAAGCCCAGAACCUCUUAAAUCGUAACAAUGCAACAUCAGAAGCCCAGAGCCUUCUGCACAUCAAGAAGGCCACAUCAGAAGAUCAUCUGCCAGUGGAGAUGAAUGGGAAACUGGCAGAAGAUAAGUCUGAAGACACAGACUGUGAUGGCUCAUCUUUACCUGAAGAUUUUUCAGAGCCCAUGCACAUAAAUGGUUGUGAAGACCAUGGUGAGGAAGGAGCUAUGCCAGAAAGAUCUCCUCCACAGCCUCCCUCGAGUCAAGCAGAUGAAGAUGAAAUCACGUGGGGAAGUGAUGAAUUGCCAAUUGAAUCAAUCAGCCAGGAACGUGUAAAUAAAGAUCUCCCUCUGGUGACAAACGAAGAGAUCUCCAUGCUCCGUGCUGUGAGCGUGCUCCCUGGCGGCAAGUACUGCGGAACAAAGCUGAAAGCGGCCAUCAGGGUACUGCGGGGACUGCUGGAACAGGGGGUUCCUUCCAAAGAGAUCGAAAAUCUUCAAGAGUUAAAACCAUUGGAUCAGUGUUUGAUUGGACAAGCAAAGGAGAACAGGAGGAAGAACAGAUACAAAAACAUCCUCCCUUAUGAUACCACCAGAGUUCCUCUUGGCAGUGAAGGUGGAUACAUCAACGCCAGCUUCAUUCGCAUGCCAGUGGGGAAUGAGGAGUUUGUCUACAUCGCUUGUCAAGGACCUCUCCCCACUACUGUAGCAGACUUCUGGCAGAUGGUUUGGGAGCAAAACUGUACUGUGAUCGCCAUGAUGACUCAGGAGGUUGAAGGAGAGAAGAUAAAAUGCCAGCGUUACUGGCCAGAUGUGCUCCAUAAAACCACCAUGAUAACAGACAGACUGCGGCUGGCUCUUGUAAGGUUUCAGCAGCUGAAGGGCUUCAUCAUCAGAGUGCUGGAGCUAGAAGAGAUCCAGACAGGUGAAGUACGGCAGAUUUCCCACCUGAAUUUCACCGCCUGGCCUGACCAUGACACCCCUUCUCAGCCAGAUGACCUGCUGACGUUCAUCUCCUACAUGCGGCACGUCCACAGAUCGGGACCCAUCGUAACACACUGCAGUGCGGGCAUUGGCCGCUCAGGGACCCUGAUUUGUAUCGACGUAGUUCUGGGGCUCAUCAGCAGAGACCUUGAUUUCGACAUCUCGGACCUGGUGCGCACAAUGCGUCUGCAGCGGCAUGGGAUGGUGCAGACUGAGGAUCAGUACAUCUUCUGCUAUCAAGUUGUCCUGUAUGUCCUGAAUCAUCUCCAGCACGAAGAAGAGAGGCAAAUAAAAUCCUGAACUGGAAGUGCUUUUAAAAUAAGGAAGUGAGGAGACCUGAAGGCUCUCACCCGUUCUUUGCUAUCAAAGUCCUUUUCUUCAGCUGCUGUCAAAUGUUUUCUCUGUCUAUCUCUGUGUGUCACUGCAGAUAAGGUACAUAGUGCACGGACAAAGGAGAGCUCAUACCGUACCACUGGUGUCUUCAGCCCGUGGACACAGCUGUGAGAUAUUUGUAUAACAGUAAAUAAUAUUUAAUAAAGCUGCAUUUUUUUGCAGCUUCCUUAAUACGUGAUUCAGCACUCAAAUAAAAAUAUUUUAAUGAAAAAAAAUAAAAGAAAAGUCAUGUUAAAAUACUCCUGCAGCUCUGCAGCUGCUCUGGAGUAUUUGUUUUGUAGGGGGUGGGAUAAAGCAGUAUUUUUGUCCUGGCAAACUUCAUUACCAUGCCAUUUUAAUGGUCUCUUCUAAAAGCUUGUGUAUGGCAACCGAAGGUUUUGGCCUUUUAGUACAGUUGGAGCUAUUUUAUAGAGGGUAUCUUAAAUCAGUAUUUAAGCUUUAAGAGCUGCCUGUUAGUGUAAGGAUAGUGGUGACUGUUUACUGUAAGUAUCGCAGUUAACAAUGUUUACUUGAUAGAGUUCCAUGUAUAUAUUUAUAUACUUUUACAAAAAAAAAAAAAGAAGUUGAAUUAUCAGAUGUCUAACUUUAUAACUUAUUAGGCAUCUCUACUCUGUAAAUAAAAAUACACUUAAAAUGCA